AAUCGGCUAUCAGUCAAUAGUACCCUCCCGAUUUCGACCAGGACCAGAAUAAAACCAUUAUUAUUAGUUGAGGGUUCUGAUUACAAAUGGUUUUCAGGUUUUGGACGAGCGUUUGUGCUGAAAUGUCUGGAUAACGGCCUGAUAGUGUUUGCCGGCUGUCGGACCGUAGAGGGUGUGAAAUCGCUGACGGAGGAGUGCAACGGACGAGGUGGCAAUUUGCAUGCAUUCGAAUUGGAUGUCACUUCCGAUGAAAGUGUUCAGAAUGCAAAGAAUUACGUCGAGGAGCAGCUACAACGCGCUGACAAAAGCUUGCAUGCAAUCGUGAAUAAUGCGGGAGUGCAAUGCCAAUGCUUCUUCGACGAUAUGCUGUCGAUUGAGGAUUACAGGGAUGCGAUGGAGGUGAACGCGUAUGGUGUAAUUCGCGUCACAAAAGCGUUCAAACAAAUGAUCAAGCGCAACAAAGGUCGAAUCAUCGUUUGCACAAGCUCAUCUGUUCGCUUUCCAUCACCUGGCCUUGGCCCAUACACAUUCUCAAAAGCGGCUGUCAACGGAUAUUUGCAGGUUAUCAGGCAUGAGUUACGGCCUUUUGGCGUAACAGUAAUCACCAUUGAGCCGGGCAUAUUUCGAACACCGAUGAACGAUAUUCCAAAAAUGAUGAGGAUGAUGAACGAUAUUUGGGCAAAGACAGAUCGUGCUUUGAAGAAGGAAUAUGGCGAGUACUGGUUCAGUCGCGGGAAACGAAUUUAUAUAAAAUUACGUGAAGGCGCUCCGGAAGACCUAACAGCAGUGGGAGAUGCUUAUCUGCAUGCCGUAUUAGCGAAAUACCCGUAUCGCAAUUAUUCGGUUGGCCUUGACGCCUGUCUUCUGUACGUCGAAUUUGAUCCUUAUUCAAUACCGGCCAUUUUCAUGGUUACCGAUCAGGCUACAAGAAACUGUGAUGCAAAUACUUCAGUGGAUGAUAGGCGCUCCAAUUCCGGAUAUUCUCGAUCCCUGACUUUCUGA
This is a messenger RNA of Gongylonema pulchrum, 1002 nucleotides long. NCBI's taxonomy places the organism in Eukaryota, Metazoa, Nematoda, Chromadorea, Rhabditida, Gongylonematidae. The record is from the annotation of a GenBank genome assembly.